CCGGAUUUCACCUCGACUUAAACCUACAUUGAAUUAUUUGCAGGGAUGGGCACGUAAAGUGCAUCGAAAGGGAAAAUAUUUAUUUGUUCAUUUGGAUGAUGGUUUGAAUAAUAGCGGUAAUGAUAAAGAUAACAGUCAUAAUGGGUCAAUGCUCCAAGUUGUAAUACCGCGUUCAUUGUGUCAUUCAGUAAUGGUCGGCACAGCAUUAGAAUUAAGUGGUGAAUGGACCAGAAGUCAAGGUUCGAAGCAGCCCAUGGAAUUGUUCGCAUCAAAAUGUAAACCUAUCACUGAUAAUCCACUGUGUGAACUGUUGAUGUUUUCUGAUGUUGAGGCUUAUUCAGUGAUUAGAGAGAAGUUAUUCCGUGUUUACAUUGAAGCUGUCAUCGGAUUCAGGUUGAGUUGUGAUAUUUAUACAAUUAAGACGAUUGCUGAAACAUCGGAUGCAAUGAGACAACGAUUACAUUUGAGGCCUUUGUCAUCGAACUUUAGAAGUGUUCUCCGAUUACGAAGUCAGCUGAAUGUGAUCAGUCGUCAGUUCUACGAGAAGGAAGGUUUCAUCGAAAUCGAUACACCGAUGAUAUCGUGUAAUGACUGUGAGGGUGCUGGAGAGGCGUUUCUGGUUAAGGUCGUGGUUUCAGAUUUUAUCCAUGAACUCAUUUCCAUUAUUUAUUCUUCAGCGAUUAUGAUUGUUCUUGCUCAAGAAGAUGAGGACUUUUUUGGUGAUAAUCGUUUUUAUUUACCAGUCUCUUCGCAGCUUCAUCUUGAAGCAGUCAUAAGUGGUAUAUCAAAAGUGUACACUCUGAGUCCAGCAUUUCGCGCUGAAAAAUCACUGUCACGGCAGCAUCUAGCUGAAUUUCGAAUGCUUGAGGCUGAAAUUGCAUUUUUGGAUGAUUUGGAUGAACUUUGUUCCUUUGUCGAACGUUUUGUUCGGUUUGUCAUCGAACGUUUAAAGCAGUCGACUUGUGUUCAAACCGACUACAAUAAUAUGUCAAAUACAUUCUGUGAUCAGGUUGUUAUUGCGAUCAUUGUUGUUGAUUUCUUUUUUUGUCAAUAUUCCUGCAUAAGAUAUUUGAUUGCUUUAUGUAAAUAA
Messenger RNA from Anisakis simplex (herring worm), 1090 nucleotides. NCBI's taxonomy places the organism in Eukaryota, Metazoa, Nematoda, Chromadorea, Rhabditida, Anisakidae. The record is from the annotation of a GenBank genome assembly.